AUGCUCGCCCGAACCGCCGCAGCCCGCUUCCCAACCACCCUUGGCCGUCGCGGCUUCCACUCGACUCGCGCCCAGUUCUCCUCGCCAUACCACUACCCCGAGGGCCCACGAAGCAACAUCCCCUUUAACCCACUCACGCGGUUCUUCUGGCUGAGAUACUGGACGUUCAUGGCCGUUGGAUUCAGCGCGCCUUUUGGCAUUGCAGUCUGGCAGACGUACAAGAACAAGCCAUAA
This is a messenger RNA of Zasmidium cellare ATCC 36951, 234 nucleotides long. RefSeq lists its product as uncharacterized. Gene Ontology annotation, biological process: mitochondrial electron transport, cytochrome c to oxygen. Bases 1 to 234 code for a protein of 77 amino acids. NCBI's taxonomy places the organism in Eukaryota, Fungi, Ascomycota, Dothideomycetes, Mycosphaerellales, Mycosphaerellaceae. The transcript has 3 exons. The record is from RefSeq and is a predicted model, not a curated record.